GGUAAUUUCUUGCACAGAUACAAUAUUAAGUGUAAUACAUACCAAUUAUACAUUUGAAAUGUGUGAGAUGAAUGAAUCAGACAUUUAUGAAAGAGACGGUUACUGACUGCUCAAUGAGUCAGAGACUGGAGAACCGUUUGGAAUCGUUUCAGUCUGAAUUAUUCAUGGGCGCAUUUCCCAAAAUCAUCGUUAGCUAACUACGGUCUUAAGUUCCAUUGAACUCUAUAGGUAAGGGCAGAAUUACGACCGUAGCUGCUUUUGGGAAUCGCAGUCCUGAGUGGGUUUUGUAUCAGUUCAUCCGGUUCGUCAAAAAGAUUCGACUCAAAUGAACGACUCCCAAGUGAACGGGACGUCGUUAUUCAAAAUGGCUGCGCCCAUACCGAGCAGCGCACAUGAGUCUAAAGACAGUAUGACAUCAGUAAAAGUAGUUUCCUCUGUUGCUCCUCUUGCUCUUCGUAUCGUGGCCGAGUGUCCGGUGAGUAAGGCCAGAGCCUGCACUCUUACUCUCCCGCACUGCGCUGUCUGCACCCCGGUGUUCAUGCCCGUGGGCACUCAGGGUACCCUGAAAGGCAUCACUGUGGACCAGCUGGAGGAUCUGGACUGUCAGAUAUGCCUGGGAAACACGUAUCACCUGGGCAUGAGGCCGGGUCCUGAGUUAAUAGAGAAAGCCAAUGGAUUGCAUGGAUUUAUGAAGUGGAAUAGAAAUCUGUUGACGGACAGCGGCGGCUUUCAGAUGGUGUCUCUAGUGGAGCUGUCCGAAGUGACGGAGGAGGGCGUCAACUUCCGCUCUCCUUACGAUGGAAAAGAAAUCCUGCUCACUCCUGAGCAGUCCAUCGCCAUUCAGAACAGCCUGGGUUCAGACAUCAUGAUGCAGCUGGAUGACGUGGUCAGCAGCACGGUGAAAGGGCCGCGGGUGGAGGAGGCCAUGCACCGCUCCGUGCGCUGGCUGGACCGCUGCAUCGCGGCUAACAAGAACCCAGAUCGACAGAACCUGUUCGCCAUUAUUCAAGGGGGGCUUGAUGCCAAACUGCGCAAGGCCUGUUUAGAUGAAAUGACCAAGCGUGAUGUGCCGGGCUUCGCCAUCGGAGGCUUGAGUGGGGGAGAAGAGAAAGAUGACUUCUGGAAGAUGGUGACUCUGAGCACAGACCGCCUCCCCAGAGAAAAGCCCCGCUACCUCAUGGGAGUCGGCUACGCUCUGGACCUGGUGGUCUGCGUUGCCUUGGGCUGUGACAUGUUCGACUGCGUCUUCCCGACUCGGACGGCAAGAUUUGGCUCGGCUUUAGUUCCCUGGGGAUCUCUGCAGCUCAAACAGAAGCAAUACGCUAAAGAUUUUCAGCCGAUUGAUGCUGACUGCCAGUGUCCCACCUGCAGGAGACACAGCCGGGCUUACCUUCACGCGCUGUUUAAGAGCGACACCGCAGCCAUGCAUCACGUGACCAUCCAUAACAUCUCUUACCAGCUCACCCUCAUGCGGUCGGCGCGUCAGAGCGUCAUAGAGCAGAGGUUUCCUGAGUUUGUGAAGGCGUUCAUGAAGAGGAUGUUCUCGUCCAGGGAGCAGUACCCCAGCUGGGCUGUAGAGGCACUGCAGUCAGUCAACAUCCACCUCAGCUGAGUAUCCUACAUGAUACUUGCUGGGUUUUACGGAGUUAUGGAGUUUUUAGAUGCUAACAUUUUAAACCUAUGUAAAAUAUCCCUGUUUUGUAAAUAAAAUCAUUUUUUCAUUUUUAA
This is a messenger RNA of Puntigrus tetrazona (Sumatra barb), 1728 nucleotides long. It is a transcript of the gene qtrt1, whose product is annotated as queuine tRNA-ribosyltransferase 1. Gene Ontology annotation, cellular component: cytosol. Gene Ontology annotation, molecular function: tRNA-guanosine(34) queuine transglycosylase activity. Lineage: Eukaryota; Metazoa; Chordata; Actinopteri; Cypriniformes; Cyprinidae. Bases 326 to 1612 code for a protein of 428 amino acids. The transcript is spliced from 9 exons. The record is from RefSeq and is a predicted model, not a curated record.